Messenger RNA from Colletotrichum navitas, 435 nucleotides. RefSeq lists its product as uncharacterized. Lineage: Eukaryota; Fungi; Ascomycota; Sordariomycetes; Glomerellales; Glomerellaceae. Gene Ontology annotation, biological process: mycotoxin biosynthetic process. The transcript has 2 exons. The record is from RefSeq and is a predicted model, not a curated record. The coding region runs from base 1 to 435 and encodes 144 amino acids.
AUGGCGCGGUCCUCGGGCUAUGAGACACUCCCGUUUCUAGACGACGAACACAGCGAGCUCGCCAAGUACGAUCACCAAUUGCCUACAGACAAGCCACUGUCGUCGUCAUCGGUGCGAGGGCGCCGGUCGUGGUGUGUUGUUCUCAUCUACGUCUGCCUGACGAUCCUCAACGGUCUGUGGUUUCUGGCCAACGUCUACCAUUCACGGCAGACUCUGCCGAUGACAAUCACUGGUCAACUGACCUCUGUAGAGCCUCGAGACGCGCCUAUAGAGGUGGUGAAGACGCGGUGGGAUCUUCCCGCGGGGAAGCGCUCCGCUUUCACGAGCUACAAUCGCGAUGAGGCCGACGCCGCCUGGUCGACACGGUCUGUUGGCAAUAACCGUACGUUACCCGUUAACCCCAUUUUGCGAGGCGCUUGGGAAACCUAUGUGUAG